AGCUUAUUCCAAGCCUCUUCUCCAACAGGCACAAAACCCUAUCAAAACAGUUUAACAAUUCAUUUCAAUACAAUUUUUUUUUUCACAAAAUGUAAAACCAUUCCAGUGAGCAAAUUAUCGCUCUUUGAAGGAAUGGUAGGGACUACUCGUAGGCUAUUUCACAAUUUUUUAAUAUAGAGUUGUGGUAUAUUCAUUAGUUUGCAGCGUUGUGGUGGUGGCGGUGGAGGGUGAUGAGGUGUUUUGAUGAUUGGCGGUGGCGGCUGGAUGGAGUGGCUUGUGGGCGGCGGUGGUCUGGGUGGAGGGGCGAGAAUAAAAAGAAUAACAAUUUUUUUAGCUAUGUGGCAAGAAGAUACUAGCGGAGGAAACGAUGGAUGUUUUGCUUGCAGAUCGACAGCAGUUGUGAUUUGAAACGGGAGGACGUUGGGCAUUGCUUUAAUGUGUCUGGUAGAUUGUUGUAUAGUUUACUUGCGAAGUAACUGGGUUUCUUCUUUCCAAAUUCUGUUCUAACCCUGAGCAGACGAAGGUGAUUUGCAUUUCUGGACGAGCGGUGAGACGAUAUUCUUUCGAAGUGCAUGUUGUGAUGGGAAUCCCUGCUUGUUAGGAGUUUGUGGGUAUAUACCAGAGUUUGAAAUUCCUGGGCACCUCGUAUGGGAAGUACUGAAUCGUCCAUACUAUACAACAGUUCGGAAGGGUACAAAUACGGCAAUCUAAAGACAGCCUUUAGCGCUCUAUUCUGCAUGGCCUGUAACUCCCUUAGGCGGCUUUUACAGGCUUUACCCCAUAGUGACACCAGAUAUUGUAGUCUCGAGUGAAACAGCGCAAAAUAUACAUUUUUCAGCCAGUGGGUUGGAAUGAACGCAGAAAUUUUCCAUAUGGCACCAACGACCGGAGCGAGUGUUCGUUUAAGAUGCUCUAUAUGGGCUGCCCAGCUUAAGGUAUCAUCGAAAUGUAGUCCUAGAUAUUUAAACUCGUUCACUCGUUCAAUUAGAGUGUUGCCUAUACGGAUUAUUGGCAGCUGAGGUAUGGAGCGACGACCAGAAUUGAACAGCAUGUACGAAGUUUUCAACAAGUUUAACGAGAGAAGAUUACAGUCGAAGUAAUGCUGAAGGAUUUCCAGAUCGUUUCCAAUCCAUUCCACUAUCUGGAGAGGAUUGGAAUUGCUGUACGAUAUCAAUGUGUCGUCGGCAAAGAGCCGAACUUUGCCGUGCAGAUUCAACAGAGGGAGAUCGUUGAUGAAUAUCAAGAACAACAGCGGGCCCAAGUUGCUUCCCUGCGGUACUCCCGUUGAUAUGAAUCUUUUACUACUUGAAGCUCCUUUGAGGGAAACAAAUUGUUGGCGAGAUGUUAAGUAGCUUUCGAUAAGCCGAAGGGGUUGUCCACGUAAUCCAUACCAUUCCAAUUUCUGUAACAGCAAGGCAUGAUCAAUGGUGUCAAACGCUUUCCUCAGGUCCAAAAAUAGGGCACCAGCAUAUCUACGGUUAUCCAGAUCAUCGUACACGUCCUCCAAAAGUUCGGUUGUUGCAGUUAGAGUGCUGCAUCCCUUUCUGAAACCAUACUGGCGUGGGCUUAUGAGGUCAUAUCUAGUUAAAUAUUCAUUCAUUCGAGUGACGAGUAGUUUUUCAAUAACUUUAUUCAAGACAGAGAGCGUUGAAAUUGGACGGUAGUUUGAUACAUUUGAUCUGUCACCUGACUUGAAGACAGGAGUUACGCGGGCUAGUUUCAAUGCAUCAGGAUAGACACCAGUUUCGAUUGUUUCGUUGAAGAUGUCUGUCAAGAUGUUGGAAAAAGCCAAGUGAUGGGCUUUCACUGUAGCUACGGAAAUAUUAUCUGGACCAGAUGAUUUGUUGGUGUUAAGGUUACUGAUCUCUAACAGAACCUCUGCAACAGAUGCCGGUCUCAAGAACAGGGAGGGCGGAUGCGAACGAAUAGCAUUGAACUGUUGAAUAUCUCUGGUGCUGACGAUAUUUGUAGCCAAUUGAGGCCCCACGUUGCAAAAGUACUCGUUGAUACUGUUCGAUACUUGGGCUGGAUCGGUUUGUACUUCAUCGCCAAACUUGAGGGUGAUGGGGUUGUGUUCUUUGGUGUUACGACCCAGGGCUUCAUUUAGGAAUUUCCAGGAUUGCUUCGGGGUUGCCGUUUGCAUAAGUCGAAAGUAGUAGGUCCGUUUGCAGUGGCUUUUAAGUUUUGACAACCUUUUAGAGAUAAGUUUCAGGGCAGCUUUAGACUGUUCGUCCGCAGGAUUCCGUUUACAGUGCUUCCAGAUCUUGUCUUUAGUUGAUAUUAGGUUCCAAGCGUCGAAGGUCAUCCACGGGCAAUUCCUCUUCACUUUUGCUUUCACUGUUAUUGUUUUUGUGGCGCGAUUUCGAGUGUUAUUAUAUGUGUCAACUAUAAAAACAAUUUUUUCAUUUGCGGAUAGAUUUUCUGGGAUGUUCAUCAAGGCUUCUGCAAAUUCAGUAUUCAGCUGCUGGUGGUUGACGAUGCUUUUGCUCAGGGAUUGGGCCUUUUUAUCGGAACUGGUUGACAGUGUAGUAACGAUCAUGCUAUGGUCGCUUGUAUCCAUGCAAAUGGUUUCGUUUAUUGUCGAGCCGAUGAUACUCUGAGAGCAAGCAACGUGGUCGAGUAUAUUCCCACUGGCCGGACGGGUUACAGCAUUAUUAACAACAAACAUGUUGUGUGACUCCAGGAUCCUCGUGUACUCUCUGACGGUGUUAUUAGACAUGUUGACUGGCACAUUGGUAUCUCCGAGUAGAAUCGAGUCAAGACAUUUAAUAUUACUGGCCAGCUUACUUUCCAGCUUCUCUACGAAAUUGGCGAACCGAAAUACAGGUGGACGAUAUACAGCGUGUAGAAGUAGCGAGCUAUUACCCAAGGGGAUACGUAUCCGUAUGUAGUGAAAACCUUCAUCCUCCUCUAUUUCCUCGGUGUCAGCGUUUAAAUCGCUACGUGUGUAUACGGCCAAUCCCCCAUGCGAUGUCUCGCGACAAGAGAAUAUUGCAUCGAAUCCAUUUAUUGUGAAUAACUGUGUGUCGCCUGAUUUUACCCAUGUUUCACCCACCACAAUUAUGUCAAUAAUUUUAGAGUACCUAUCUAGGAGGUCUCUGAGUAUGUCGAACUUCUCAAUAUUGUUCAUUCCACGAAUAUUCCAUUGGAGUAAUUUCAAACCCUUAUCAUAUACUACUUUAUAUUUAUUUUUUAGAAAAUCAUCAAAACACUCAUAUAAAAAGUUAUUAUUCGCACUUGUAGACAUUGUUGAAGAAAAAGACUAUUUGCUACAGAGAUUUUUGUUAUUAUCGACGCUUGUUGGGGGGUUCGACGAUGGACGAUGAUUGCAGGGAAAUAUCCAGGUUGGAGAUCUCGAGAGCCCGCUUAGAUUUUGGUGGUUCAAGCUUCACUAAAUCCUCCUUAGCACGAACAAUCUCGACCUUUGAAUCGGAACGCCGCUUGGUAAGGAUUGCUCCAUCUCUACCGGGCCAAACAUACUGCAGACCAAGUUGUUCCUGGGCUCCACGUACUUCCCGCAGCAGGUCCAGUCCUGUUGUGGUCAAUUCGUCGCGUAUAACCACUCUACCAACGGAUUUUGUAUACGGAUUGCCAAGUUCAGCAGCAUUCAAUGGGCCUCGCAGUUUCUUUUUCAUAAAAAGUUGUUCCUUUGCAUUUUCUUCUCUGAAGACGACCUUUAUGGGCGGAUGUUUACCAUCAGGCUUUGCUGAACGCAAUCGCUUGGCUUCCACAAUCGCAUCUUUCGCAAGGUCACAACCUAAUACUGUCGCUAUGUUCGCGACGACGUUUCCUGUGGACUCAUUUUCUAAUAUUGGAACGCCUAGAAUCAUGGCAUUUUUCCUGAGAGCCUGCCGAUUAAGCCGAUCCACUUCCUUUUCAAGUUUUCUAAUAUCUCCGCGCAUUUGCGAUUGUUCAUCCUGAACGUCUCUGACUUCAUGCUGAAGAAAGGUCUGGUCGAUUUUCAUCUGGCGAAACUCGUCCAUGAAGCUGUCGAAUUUAUCUGCUAAGAACUCUUGACUCUUCUCGAUUUCCUGUACCGUCUCUUUCAGUUUCUCCUGCGUAGCUAUAUUUACCAAUUUCAGUUCCUUUAGUUCAUUUUGGGUUGCAAUGUUGGACUCCUUCAGGUCGCGCACUUCGUUCAGCAUUUUCUUCAUUUCGUUUAAAAUUCGAUCCUCGGCUACUUUAUUUCCUCUCUCUCGGAAGUACAUCGCUUGGCAAUCACUGUUACAAAAAUAGUCGGUUUGCUGUAGUUUCCGAACUGCAUUUCCCCGAAUGUUUUUGCAACGGAAAUAAUAAUAAUAAAUAAAUAAUAAAUAUUAUUAAUAAUAAUAAUUAAAAUCGAUGACGUUUUAAUUAUGCACAACCUCUUUAAUUUUAAUCCUCAGUAAUUUAACAAAAAAAUCAAAAAUGUUUUUUUUGGAAUUUGAAACUUAUUAUGGUUUAUUCGUCCCCAAUUGAAAAUGUUUUCUGCGUGCACAAAAUAUUUCUGUUAGAAGUUCUGUUUUAUCGACAACAAACUUAACGAAGACAUUUUUCUGCCUCGGCUGAAAUUCAAAAACAAAAUAAAGCCAAACACGUGCGAGUAUCAGGAAAAAACCACAAAGUUAUCUCAUUUCACUACAAAAUAAUAUACGCAUUUUGAAAUUCAAAUCAUACUUUUGUUUAAUAAAAAUGGUAUUCUUCACGUGCAAUCACUGUGGAGAAUCGUUGAAAAAGCAAGCCGUCGAGAAACACGGCUGGAAAUGCCAACGACAGAUCAAUGUUUCCUGCAUGGAUUGCCAGAAAGAUUUCCUCGGCAAGGAUUACGACGCCCAUACCAGUUGUAUCACGGAGGCCGAAAAGUAUUCCGGUAAGGAUUACGUUCCGAAGGCAAAUGCCAACAAGGGUGCAAAGAAACAGGAAGCCUGGCUAGAUACGAUACGCUCCAUAACAGAUGCCAAACGGAACCUGCCGAAAGGAAUUAGCGAUGUUUUCAAUGUGAUACGGAAGAACGACAAUAUCCCCCGGAAACAGAAGGGUUUCAUGAACUUCUUCCAGAAUUCGGCCAAGCAUAUACGAUUGAACGAUGUCCAGGCUGCUUGGGCUUUGUUGGAGGAAGAAGUAAAAAAGAAUCAGCCUAACGGAAAUGCCAACAAACCGCAAAAUGGAACUACUAAUGGGACCAAUAGUCAUUCGAAUGGACAUAGCACUGAUACGGCACAAAAUGGUUUUAAGAAACGGAAACUGGAGGACGAAGGAGAAUCAUCAGAACUCAUCGAAGAACCUUCAAAAAAGAAAACCAAAAAGAAGCUUAAGGAAACCAAUGAA
Uranotaenia lowii is the source of this 5307-nucleotide messenger RNA. Its product is annotated as cell growth-regulating nucleolar protein. Gene Ontology annotation, cellular component: nucleolus. The record is from RefSeq and is a predicted model, not a curated record. NCBI's taxonomy places the organism in Eukaryota, Metazoa, Arthropoda, Insecta, Diptera, Culicidae. Gene Ontology annotation, biological process: rRNA processing; negative regulation of transcription by RNA polymerase II. Gene Ontology annotation, molecular function: DNA binding. The annotation marks the transcript as partial. The transcript has a single exon.